GGCUAAUCGGCCUUCAUCGUUCGUCUGGCGCGUCCACAGUGACAAGCCGCCAUCGAUGACCUUUUGAGCGGCACCGCGGCCCAGCGUCGACAUGAUGUGGAGCAGUGGCAGGCUUCAGGACGCGUUUUUGACCACAGCCGGCAAGAUUAAUGUGAUUGCGCUGACGCAGACGAGCUAUCGAGAAGCGCUCGUUGAGCGCGCGCACGUCAUCUCGAGCGCUUCGGACGAGUCGUCCGGACAUGGAGGAACGGGAUGCGCGCGCUGGUGGAAUUGGCGGAACGUACGGACGGACUGCUUGCGACGGAUCAGACGAGCGACGCAUUCGUGCACCGUCGCCGCUCAUCGCAUCGAAAUGAUUGCUCGAAAAGGGAUGCCGUCGAAUGAGAGCGCCCCCUACAUUAGCUCAUUCAGGCCGGCAAGACCAAGCAUUCUUUCAAUGUACCUGGCACAUCAGCCUCGCUGUCCGACGUGACGUCUAGGCAGAAUCGCAAUGGAUGGCAUUGGAAAGGCAGCGCGAGCUUUGGCAUGGACCAAAUCAUACACACUUUAUGCGUGUAUAUGGUGCGCCAAGUCUCUUGCACAAUUGAUUGGACGUCUGCGUACGCCGCCUGACGGUCCGCGGGCAGUCUGCCUCCGAUGCCGAGGAACAAAGAGACAGCACAGUACAAAAAGGGGGGCACAAAGUUACUGUCUCGGAGGCGAGAUCUGCUCUCCUGACCACCAGCAAACUCCUCGUCUCUUCCUAGCCUUCUCCCCCCUUUGGCAUCUUUCCAAACGAU
Ceraceosorus bombacis is the source of this 779-nucleotide messenger RNA. NCBI's taxonomy places the organism in Eukaryota, Fungi, Basidiomycota, Exobasidiomycetes, Ceraceosorales, Ceraceosoraceae. The record is from the annotation of a GenBank genome assembly.